Haplochromis burtoni (Burton's mouthbrooder) is the source of this 1509-nucleotide messenger RNA. It is a transcript of the gene rae1, whose product is annotated as ribonucleic acid export 1. Gene Ontology annotation, biological process: transcription-dependent tethering of RNA polymerase II gene DNA at nuclear periphery; RNA export from nucleus. Gene Ontology annotation, cellular component: nuclear pore. Lineage: Eukaryota; Metazoa; Chordata; Actinopteri; Cichliformes; Cichlidae. The transcript has 13 exons. Bases 152 to 1258 code for a protein of 368 amino acids. Gene Ontology annotation, molecular function: ubiquitin binding; RNA binding. The record is from RefSeq and is a predicted model, not a curated record.
GUUUGCAUUUUCUUGAGCGCUGAAGCCAAAGCGUCAUCAACCUGCGACUAUGCACUCAAAGGAACAAGCGCCACACUUCUAGCGUUUUCAGCGUUGCGACAUUACAUCUAGAGUAGAAGGAAAUUAGUGGGGUGGCUGACGUUAGUGCACUAUGAGUUUGUUUGGAACAAGCUCGGGGUUUGGGACUGGAGGGACCGGGGUGUUUGGAAGCACGACUACAGACAGCCACAAUCCCAUGAAGGAUGUCGAAGUGACUUCACCUCCAGAUGACAGCAUCAGCUGCCUGGCUUUCAGCCCACCCACCAUGCCUGGAAACUUCCUCAUUGGAGGAUCCUGGGCUAAUGAUGUCCGAUGUUGGGAGGUGCAGGACAAUGGACAGACUGUUCCCAAGGCCCAACAGAUGCACACAGGUCCAGUGCUGGAUGCCUGCUGGAGUGAUGAUGGAAGCAAAGUCUUCACAGCUUCCUGUGACAAGACAGCCAAGAUGUGGGAUCUCAACAGCAACCAAGCCAUCCAGAUCGCACAGCACGAUGGCCCAAUUAAAGCAAUCCACUGGAUCAAGGCCCCAAACUACAGCUGUAUCAUGACUGGCAGUUGGGAUAAAACACUGAAGUUCUGGGAUACUCGAUCUCCCAAUCCUAUGAUGUCACUGCAAAUGCCUGAGAGAUGCUACUGCGCAGAUGUUGUGUACCCCAUGGCAGUGGUUGCCACAGCUGAGAGAGGCCUGAUAGUGUAUCAACUAGAGAACCAGCCCUCUGAGUUUCGCCGAAUAGAAUCUCCUCUCAAACAUCAGCACCGCUGUGUGGCCAUAUUCAAGGACAAGCAGAACAAGCCUACGGGUUUUGCACUGGGAAGCAUUGAGGGCCGAGUGGCAAUCCACUAUAUCAAUCCUCCAAACCCAGCCAAAGAUAACUUCACCUUCAAGUGCCACAGGUCCAAUGGAACCAACACAACCACUCCACAGGACAUCUAUGCAGUGAAUGCCAUCGCCUUCCAUCCUGUCCAUGGCACUCUGGCUACCGUGGGCUCAGACGGACGCUUCAGCUUCUGGGACAAAGAUGCCCGCACAAAGUUGAAGACCUCAGAGCAGCUCGACCAGCCCAUCACAGCUUGCUGCUUCAACCAUAAUGGCAACAUCUUUGCGUAUGCUUCCAGUUACGACUGGUCAAAGGGCCAUGAGUACUACAACCCCCAGAAAAAGAACUACAUCUUCCUGAGGAACGCCGCUGAGGAGCUGAAGCCUCGGAACAAGAAAUGAUUCAUCGUGCCAAGUCACAUCUUUUGUGGAGAAAUUCAGACGACCUGCUGCUUUAGUGUGUAUACGCUCGAGAAAGACUCCUUCCUUACGACAAACACCUGGACCAAUGCCGUUGGGCUGUGUACUGUGCAUGGACCAAUCAGAAGGGCCUACCCAUCCUGGCAUUGAUGACAGCUGCAUGACAGUUGGUCUUAGAGGGAGAGGGCUUUAUUUGGCAUUCAUCUGGAUGUUAUGGUUAAUUUUUUUUUUUU